GUAAGCCGAACUGGCGAGAGGUAGGAGAGACCCUCCAUUAGCUCGUCGAGAUCGCCCAGUGACCAGGUCUCAGUCUGGAGCGGCUGCGCCCGCAACAAUGGUAGACGGUCGCCGUCAGUUGAUUGCACAGGAGCUCAUCGCACUGAUCGUGCAAUUGGCGGACGACCUCUCGCCCGACAUGUACUUUCAGAGUGACAACAGUCCUGCUCCGUACAUUUUCGAGCGAUCCUUGGAUCCGUACCUUCAGUGGACUUCAGGCUUGAAGGAACCUAGCGACGAGGAUACAUUACCAUCGCGGCAGAAGUAUCUGAAGCCGUACGAGAUCCCCUACGCCUUCUACCCAAGGGCAGAAGAAGCGCCGAUCAUCGACAACGACGAAGAAGAAGGCGACAACGAGGAAAUAUCGGAGGAGGGAAGCUAUAGUAAACAUAGCGAGGGCGAGCUGAGUAAGGAGGAUGAGGAAGAAGAAAGAGCCGGAUCGGAGCGGGAAGCCCCGCCGGAAGAAGCAACGCGUACGGGAACGGAGGUGGAAGAUCGGGAAGUGGCACGAAAACGCGAAGAAAUUGCCUUCGGAAAGCGUCAGCUGGAGUUCGCCAGCAAAGCUAGCCUGCGCCUUGGUAACGAUCCGACCCGGGAACCAGAGUCGUCGAAGCCCGAAGAUGGCGACCCUGCAGCCACCACCUCAAGUGUCGCGCGACGGAGACGGCGCCGAUCCCCCUCCUCCUCCAGCCCCACGCGUCCCACAGUUCGCCCACGUACCGAUGCGGGCGAUAGGCCUUCGUCCUCGGACACUGUCCCGCCGACCCCUUGAUUUCCUCACCCUCGAGCAUAUCCGUACCCCCGU
Messenger RNA from Chara braunii, 844 nucleotides. The record is from the annotation of a GenBank genome assembly. Lineage: Eukaryota; Viridiplantae; Streptophyta; Charophyceae; Charales; Characeae.